AUGAUCAUCCCGAUUCGCUGUUUCUCAUGUGGUAAGGUUGUCGGUGAUCUCUGGGAGCGGUACCUCAAGCUUCUUGAAGAUGGUGUUGCGGAAGGUGAUGCUAUGGACCAACUUGGGUGCAAGCGCUACUGCUGUAGGAGAAUGUUGAUGACUCACGUAGACCUCAUUGAGAAGCUCUUGCGAUACAACCCACAGGAGCGCACCAGGAUCGGCCGUGGUUAGAUUUUCGCUCCCUCCCGAAAUUUUGCUCGAGCAUAGUCCCUUCAUUUCUGCUCGCGCUCUCGCAUGCCAACUACUACGAUCAUCGCUUGUUAGAUGCCCCCUGUCACCCCCCACGCUGCCCGAGGAUGGAAAGGGUUGCAGUAAUUAGAGCAGAAGGGCGCAAAUGUACAUUAGGCGAAAUUUGAGAUUUUCUAUUUCG
Messenger RNA from Tuber melanosporum (Perigord truffle), 421 nucleotides. RefSeq lists its product as uncharacterized. Gene Ontology annotation, biological process: transcription by RNA polymerase II; tRNA transcription by RNA polymerase III; transcription by RNA polymerase I. Gene Ontology annotation, molecular function: DNA binding; zinc ion binding; DNA-directed RNA polymerase activity. Lineage: Eukaryota; Fungi; Ascomycota; Pezizomycetes; Pezizales; Tuberaceae. Gene Ontology annotation, cellular component: RNA polymerase I complex; RNA polymerase II, core complex; RNA polymerase III complex. The record is from RefSeq and is a predicted model, not a curated record. The transcript has 4 exons. Bases 1 to 222 code for a protein of 73 amino acids.